This is a messenger RNA of Poecilia reticulata (guppy), 2636 nucleotides long. It is a transcript of the gene tmx1, whose product is annotated as thioredoxin-related transmembrane protein 1. Gene Ontology annotation, molecular function: disulfide oxidoreductase activity. NCBI's taxonomy places the organism in Eukaryota, Metazoa, Chordata, Actinopteri, Cyprinodontiformes, Poeciliidae. The record is from RefSeq and is a predicted model, not a curated record. Gene Ontology annotation, cellular component: endomembrane system.
GAAGGCGCACACCGGAAGUGACUUGUGGAAUGGACACGGCUCGUCGGCUAGCUAGCAGCAUGAGUGGAAUCAUGUUGUUUUUAUCGGGGGCAGCGGGUCUCCGCUCCUGGACAUGUCCUUUUCUCCUUCUGCUGACAUUUUGGUCGUCGCUGCCAGCCUCGGCCAAGCCCGACAGCCUCAAGGAAGUGACGGACGGGGACUGGGAGAAGAUAAUGACCGGAGAGUGGAUGAUUGAGUUCUACGCACCCUGGUGUCCUGCAUGCCAGCAGCUGCAGUCGGUGUGGAAAGAGUUCGCGGACUGGGGGGAUGACAUGGGCAUCAACGUCGCCAAGGUGGAUGUGACAGAGCAGCCUGGUCUGAGUGGGCGAUUCAUCAUAACUUCACUUCCUACAAUAUACCACUGCAAGGACGGCGUUUUCCGCAAGUACCACGGCGCUCGUACCAAAGAAGACUUCCUCAGCUUUGUCGACGAACAGAAAUGGAAAAACACGGAGCCCGUUUCUUCGUGGUUCGGGCCGUCCUCGUUCUUGAUGAACUCGAUGUCGGCUUUGUUCAAGCUCUCCAUGUUCAUCCGACGUUGCCAUAACUACAUGACGGAGCAGCUGGGGAUUCCUGUUUGGGGUUCAUAUGUCAUCUUUGGCCUGGUCACCUUGUUUGCUGGCCUGACGUUGGGUCUGUUGCUAGUGUUUAUCGCAGAUUACGUCUUUCCUUCGCGACGAUUUUCCUCACCCGAUUACUACCAGAAGAAACAGUCAACGGAGCAGUCCCGACUGAUCCAGAAUCGGGACGAGGACCAGGAGGCUGACGGUGAGGAGGACGACGAGGAGGAGGAGGAAGAAGACCAGGACGGGGCCUGGAGUAGGCAAAGGGAGUCUCCCGAGGGUCAGGGCUACCCCGACGAAGCCCUGAGGAAGAGAGCGGUGGCCAGCCGUGAGGAAGACGAGGAGGAAAGCUAGAGAGCCGGCGCCGGGAUUCCCUUUCUUCGUUCGAUAAGAGCACAGUGGAGUCAGCCGGAGAUGUAGUAGCUGUGGUCCUGAGCGGCAGUAUUAAGAAGAAGGGGUCCAAAAUCUUCCCACCCCUAACCCAAGAAGCACCCCACUGUACUCCCCUCCCUCCUCUGUUAAAAGCAGGAGACUUCUACCUCGGCUCUCUCCACCUGAGCAGCGGCUCCAACUGGAACAACAAAAACUUUCCUCACACGUGUUUUUACGUGCGGCGUAGGUAUGGAGUGCAGUACAGACGAAUUUUGAUUCGCUGUUUAUGCUAUGCAUUGUUUUUCAAAAAUAGUUUGUUUUUUCUUCUUCUUUGAAUUCUAACAAGCUUUGGUCUGUAAAUUUUACUCCACAAAUGGGUUGUUUUUUUCUGCACACACACCAUUCGGCAUUCUCCUCGUAGGCUAGUUUUAAUCCUUAAAACGUCGAAUCUAUUUAGCUUCAUCAUAUUGACAUAAAAAUGCUGAUGUUUAAAAUGGGAACAGCUUCACAGUUCAGUUCAAAUUAAACCUCUGGAUGAUUAAUGUGGAUCUGAACUUUGGUGUGUGGCGAACUUCUUAAAGUAAACUAGAUUUGACUUGAUAUGAAUGCAGCAACGACCAAAGACGUUCAAAUCUACAGUUUGAAGUCUGAGCAACUCUGAACAUCUGUGGCUGCAACUUCCUUCCCAGUUUACGAYGUAAUGCUUUACUGAUUAAAGUUUCGCUUACCAUGUUCCGGUAAAGACAGAAUCGAGUAAAAUAAAAAAGAAAAUAAAAAAACCAUGAAAGCAGCACUUGUACAACUUAAAAUGAACCACGUGCAAUAAAAUGAAUUAAGCCAUGGGUUUAAAAAAAAAAAAAAACACACAGGAAGUUAUGAGGCAGGAACUCCUUUAAUGUACGAUGCUCGGUUGUGACGCAAGUUUGAGCUGCAAUGUAUAUAUUUUACUGAAAUCUUCACCAUAAGCACAUUCAGACUUUAUUUGAGGGGAGGCGGGGGAGGCUGGGAGAAAAAAAAAAUUUAUUCACUCCAAACGUAGUGCAUGGUGUGUGUUCGCACUGCUUGAACAUGGAUUAUGUUGCGGUCAUUUUCUGUUCAAAUGUAUUCUGUUUUUUUGUUGUUGUUUUUUUUGCUGUUGUUAUGAAUGUUUACCUUUAGGAACCUCCUAAAUGUGCUGCUGACCUGCAGCUGAGGCAGCAGCAGACUGUAUGCAUGCUGACAGGCAAUAAAAAGGACAAAGUGAGCGGGAUGCCACGGGGGUUAGGUUAGGUUUGGUUUGGUUUGGUUUGCAGUGCUGUACACAGCGGAGAGACUUUGUCUACUUUAGUUGUUUUUUUUUAAACCUUUUUCCAAAAUUUCAAGCAUCUGAUUCAAAGCUACAAAAAUCACUCGUUGCUAGAAAAAGUUGUGUCCCUCGUUUCACCUGCAUUUUCACACACUUCUCAUUGUUUUUCUAGGGCUUGUGAUGAACUUCACGGACUAUUGACACACUUAAAUAUUUUUUAUAAUCUCCUUAAAAACGGAUGCGUUCAUUUAGAAAUCCCUCAAUUUGUUUUUUGUUUGUUUCCUGAUCGCUAUUUAUGGCUUGUAGCAUUUUCACUCUACUCCGGGCAGCUUCUGCUCUUCAUUUCUUUGAAUAAAAGUUUAACAAUAAUAACUUUU